AUGGCCUCACGCUUCUCCCACUCAAACCUCCACCAACGAGACCCGCGCUCCUCCUCCUCCCUAUUUGACUCCUACAGCGGCGACAGAGGCUCUCGACCUACCAGCAGCUCACCCGCCACAAAUGUUACGUCUUCGACCUAUGCAGGCGCAUAUCCUGGUUCAGUGAGUAAUGGGUAUCCGAACGGGGGUGGUGGGUUGUAUCCCGGUGGUCAGGGGCAGCAACAUGGCUACAGGGCUGCGACGCCGAAUUCAAGGGGUCAUUAUUCGGAUGCGGUGUUAUCGGAACUAGAGUCUCAAAAUGAUAAUGAAGUCGAAGGAAUAACAGCCAAGGUCAAGGCGCUCAAAGAGCUUACAGUAGCAAUCGGCGAUGAAAUUCGCUCUUCAUCCAACCUGGCAGAUACAAUGAACGAAGCCUUCGACAGCACCCGCAUCCGCCUCCGAGGAACCAUGAACCGAAUGCUGCGCAUGGCAGAACGGACAGGUGUCGGCUGGAAAGUUUGGGUUGGAUUCUUCCUCGCGGUGUUUUUGUUGUUUGCUUAUGUUUGGCUAUUUUGA
Molecule: messenger RNA, 555 nt
Organism: Talaromyces marneffei
Lineage: Eukaryota; Fungi; Ascomycota; Eurotiomycetes; Eurotiales; Trichocomaceae
Exons: 6
Coding region: 1-555 (184 amino acids)
Biological process (GO): endoplasmic reticulum to Golgi vesicle-mediated transport
Source: RefSeq, a predicted model, not a curated record